AUGGGCUUUAACAGGGACUAUAAUAUGUUUCUUCAUGCCAUUUGGGUUAUUAGUUCGAUGAGUAGAGAGAAUUGGGAGUUGAAAUUAGAGCUCUUUAAGAGUUUGGGGUUUUCAGAAGACGACAUUUUGUCAGUUUUUAGGAAACAGCCUAUGGCAUUUGCUGUGUCAAAGAGGAAAAUUAAGGCCAUAACACAGCUUCUCCUUAACACUGGCAAAUUUGACAUCUCAUUUGUUGUUAAGAACCCAAAUUUACUUAUUCUCAGUGUUGAAAAUAGGCUUAAACCGCGGUUAGGAGUUAUGAAGGUUUUGGAAAGGAGGAAUUUGCUUCUUAAAAUGCCAAAUUUGAGGACUGUAUUCCAGAUGACUGAUAAGAAGUUCUUGGAGAAAUAUGUAGUCCCUUAUUCAGAUGGAGUAGGUGAAUUAUUCGUGGUUAAGAAGGCCUCAUUAACAGUAGAAAUAUGUGCUUAA
This is a messenger RNA of Cornus florida, 468 nucleotides long. RefSeq lists its product as uncharacterized. Bases 1 to 468 code for a protein of 155 amino acids. Gene Ontology annotation, cellular component: chloroplast. The transcript has a single exon. Lineage: Eukaryota; Viridiplantae; Streptophyta; Magnoliopsida; Cornales; Cornaceae. Gene Ontology annotation, molecular function: double-stranded DNA binding. Gene Ontology annotation, biological process: chloroplast organization; regulation of DNA-templated transcription. The record is from RefSeq and is a predicted model, not a curated record.